Messenger RNA from Scatophagus argus, 2746 nucleotides. It is a transcript of the gene asah2, whose product is annotated as N-acylsphingosine amidohydrolase 2. The coding region runs from base 307 to 2529 and encodes 740 amino acids. Gene Ontology annotation, molecular function: N-acylsphingosine amidohydrolase activity. NCBI's taxonomy places the organism in Eukaryota, Metazoa, Chordata, Actinopteri, Scatophagidae. The record is from RefSeq and is a predicted model, not a curated record. Gene Ontology annotation, cellular component: extracellular region. The transcript has 21 exons. Gene Ontology annotation, biological process: long-chain fatty acid biosynthetic process; ceramide catabolic process; sphingosine biosynthetic process.
GAAGUGAUGAAAAGCUCUGUUGAGUUGAGAGUGUUUCACAAACUGCUGUGCUCUUUUCAAAGUGAAGAAUAAAGGGUCUAAAAUGAGCAACUUGAUAAUACAGCUUGAAUUCAUUUAUUGUGGCUUUAUUACUCACAUCAGCUGUAAUCUGACGCUCAGGUGGACGACCUUUGGAGCAAGAGAGGAGAGAACCUGCGGCCUGUUUAUCAGUUAGAUAACAACUGGACCUGGGCUGUAAAACAGACCUCAGAUCAGACUUCCUCUGCACAAACACACUUUCUCUCCUGGUUUCACACUGAAGACAGCAUGGCGGGCAGGAAGUCGGUGUGCUGUGGUGUGUCGGCUCUGGAGAUCUCGCUGGCCGUCCUCUUAAUCAUCAUGACAGCCGCAUGCGUGACACUAAUCACACUGAUGGCUAUUGGGAAAACACACACAGAUCCCGAGCCGACCCUUCCUUCCAGUCCAGAGCCUCAGCACAAACCCUACCUGAUCGGAGUGGGCCGAGCCGACUGCACCGGACCACCUGCUGAAAUCCCUCUGAUGGGUUAUGCAAACCCUCAGCAAACAGCUGCAGGUAUACACACUCGUCUGUACAGCCGAGCCUUCAUCAUCGACGACGGGAAGAGAAGAGUUGUGUUCGUCACGGCAGACGUGGGCAUGAUAUCACAAAGACUACGACUGGAGGUUCUGCAGGCCCUGAAGGUGAAGUACGGGGAUCUGUACCGUCAGGAUAAUGUGGUUCUGAGCGGGACCCACACACACUCUGGACCGGCCGGAUAUUUCCAGUACACACUGUUUAUGAUCACCAGUAAAGGUUACAUCAGUGCGUCCAUUGAACCGCUGGUCAGUGGCAUCAUCAAGAGUAUAGACAUAGCCCACGCUAACAUGAAGCCAGGCAGGAUUUACAAGAACAGAGGAGAGCUGGACGACAGCAGCCUGAACAGAAGUCCUCACUCCUACCUGAACAACCCCGAGGACGAGAGACACAGGUACAAGUGGAACACAGAUAAACAGGUGCUGGUGCUGAAGUUCACAGAUCUGGAUGGAGACGGGAUCGGUAUGCUCAGCUGGUUCGCCGUCCACGCCGUCAGCAUGAACUACACAAACCGCAUGGUGAGCAGUGACAACAUGGGCUAUGCCUCCUACCUCAUGGAGCAAGACAAGAACCCCGGAGAACUACCUGGACAGGGAGGUUUUGUUGCUGGCUUCUCCUCCAGUAACCUCGGUGAUGUCAGUCCAAACACCAGAGGACCUCACUGUGUGAACACCGGACUACCCUGCGACUACCUGAACAGCUCCUGUCCUGUAGGAGGGACUAAGAUGUGUCAGGGGUUUGGACCUGGAGGCGACAUGUUCGACAGCACGAGGAUCAUCGGACACAACAUCUACAGGAAGGCCAAGGAGCUGUAUGCCAACGCAGUGGAAGAGGUGACAGGCUUCCUUCACUCCGCCCAUCAGUGGGUCAACAUGACGGAUGUUACGAUUCAGAUCAACGCCACACACACGGUCAGAACAUGUAAACCAGCUCUGGGUCACAGUUUUGCAGCAGGAACAACAGAUGGAGGGGGAGACCUCAACUUCACUCAGGGUGCUGUGGAAGGCGACCCGUUCUGGGACGGGAUCAGAGACGCCAUUGUGGGAAAACCUUCAAAUCAGACACAGGAGUGUCACCAUCCCAAACCGAUCCUGUUCAGCACAGGGGAGAUGAACUGGCCUCUGCCUUGGCAUCCUGAGAUCAUCGAUGUCCAGAUCAUCACCAUUGGCUCUGUGGCUGUCAUAGCUGUUCCUGGAGAGAUGACCACCAUGUCAGGGAGGAGGUUAAGAGAAGCUGUCAAACAGGAGCUCGAGUCCGAGGGGGCGUUCAGGAACUCGGAGGUGAUGAUCGCUGGGCUGAGCAACGUGUACACUCACUACAUCACCACCUAUGAAGAGUACCAGGUGCAGCGAUAUGAAGGAGCCUCAACCAUCUAUGGGCCGCACACGCUCAGCGCCUACCUGCAGAAGUACAGAGGCCUGGCGAGAGCCAUCGCACAGGACCGAGUGUCGGAGCUGCCGGUCGGCCCUCAGCCGCCCUUCUUUGAGAAGAAUCUCUUCAGUCUGCUGCCUAUGGCAUCAUUUGACAGAAAGCCAGAAAACAGCAGCUUUGGAGACGUCCUGCAGCAGGUUUACCCCGUCUACAGACCGGGUGAUGUCGUCUCUGUCACGUUCGUAGCAGGAAACCCCAGACACUCCGGAGACAUCAGAGAUAAAACUUUUGUUACCGUGGAGCUUUAUGACAACAGAACCGACACCUGGCAGGUUGUUCACACUGAUGCAUCAUGGGAGACCAGGUUUCACUGGCUGAAGGGCUCGAACCGGCACAGUAACUCCACAGUCGAGUGGCACAUUCCCCCGUUGGCCCCCAGCGGCUCCUACAGGAUCAGACACUUCGGACACUACAAGCAGCUGAAAGGCCUGCAGCCUGUCAUCACGCCGUAUGAGGGAACGUCCAACGUCUUCAGAGUCGCCGCCAGCUUUUACUAUCAGUGAGGCGUCCCAGGAUUUCCUCUAACGGCCUCAUGUGUCUCCGUGUUUUCGCUCUUUAUAUAAGCUAAAUAUUUUCCCUCUGAAAUCAUUUCUGCACUUGUGUUUACACACUGGAAAUGAAGAAUGAUUUCAGAACUGAUUUGUCUUCUUGCAUAAAUUAAAGAACAAAAAGUGAUGUUUUGACAUUUCCUUUUUGUAUGUUUGAACUAAUAAUCAUUGA